Onthophagus taurus is the source of this 1857-nucleotide messenger RNA. Lineage: Eukaryota; Metazoa; Arthropoda; Insecta; Coleoptera; Scarabaeidae. The record is from RefSeq and is a predicted model, not a curated record.
GGAACGGUUGUUGGAAUUGGAGUUGGAAUAACAAGAGAUUGUUCAACUUUAAUGGUAGCUCAAUACUUCAAGAGAAAACGAGAAUUCGUCGAAAUUUUUAUCGUUUCAGGAAGCGGAUUGGGAAUAGCGAUUAUGUCUGCUAUAAUAAAAACGACAAUAAGUGCUUUAGGUUGGAGAUUAGGUCUUCAAGUAGUAACGGGCGCAGUUUCCAUAACGUUCAUCUUGGGAACAUUCUACCGAUCGGCAUCUUUAUACCACCCCCAACGAAGGGCGAUACUACACAUAAAAAAUCAAAAACGCAAAAUUAAAGAUAAAAACAAAAUCGAAGAUAAAAUUCCAUUCUUCGAUUUUAGCACGUUAAAAAGCAAAACGGUCCGGAUUUUAUUGGUAUCAACGGGAAUUAGUGCUUUCGGUAUAAACACGCCACUUUUUUAUUUGGCUUAUCAAGCGGAAGUUGAGGGACUCGGAGAUUCGACGGUUUUCUUACAAAUGUAUUUAGGGAUCGCUUGGACUGUUGGAUGUGUUGUUUUUAGUACUUUAGUCCUUCACAAUUCAACUGAAUGUAGAAUUGCGAGGCAAUAUCUUUGCCAAACUGCCGUUUUUAUGUGCGGUUUAUCAAUUUUAGCUUUUACGGUUGUUAGUGGAAAUUAUCAUGCUUAUGUUAUGUUUGCAUGGAUUUAUGGAAUUUUUUGCGGGGGUUAUCACUACUCAUUAAAAAUGUAUACUUAUGAAAGAGUGAGAGCAAGAAAUUUUGCGAGAACUUGGGGAUUCGUUCAAUGUUCUCAAGCAAUUCCUAUCGUUAUCGGAGUUCCAUUUUCAGGUUAUAUGAAUGAACGUUGCGGAGAUCGAGCUGGUUAUUAUUUUAGUUCAACAUGCGUCUUAGUAGGAAGUUUAACAUUGUUCCUAAUUGAUUUACACCGUCGUAACAUAACCCGUCACAAACAUACUCGCGAAAACGGAACGAAACAUCUUUGCGUAUCCGAAAAUUGUCCUCAACGUAGAAAAUUAUCUUUUACUCAAGACGGUGAUAACGAACCAGGAGUUACAGCCGGAGCAGCAGCUGCAGCUUUAGUUUUAGGAACUGAUUUAAUGCCGAACCAUCAACCGGGUGGUUUGAUAGAAAACAUAAUUUGCUCGAACGAUAAACCGGAACUAACAUGUAUUUCAGAAGAAGGAAUUGCGGAUAUGGAUUUACCCGAUAACUUACUUGACGAUUUAGAUUACAUCGGAGAUUGUAUCACUUCAUGUAACAAAGUUGAGAAUUAUUUGAUGUUGAGCGAAUUUGAAAAUAAUUUAAUUGCGGAAAUGCCUGUGAUACUUGAUAGAAAAGGUAGAAGAUGGUCUUUGGCGAGGCCGAAAAACGGUGGGAGUCAAUCCGAAGAAAACGGAGUUGUUGAAGAAGAAAAUGGAUUGGGGGCGAAAAAUAAUAAAUGGAAGGUUUUCCCGAACCGGGUUAUAACAGUUAUUGAUGAAUCAUCCGUUUGAGCACAAAAAUCUUUUUGUUUUGCAACGAAUAACUGCCAUUUUAAGACUACCUCAUGUAAUCCGCAAAAAAAUAAUAACAAUAAUGGACUGAGUUGGAUUUUAAGACUGUUUUUUUUUUUAAUGGAGGAAUUUAAAUGUGAGUUCAAGGAUGAAGAAGUCUUUUAAGGGUUGAAAUCGGUUCAUUCGUCAAACGCCGCCCAACUAUAUUGUAAAUAAAUAAUAAUUUAAUUUAAGAACUAUUUAAAAAUGAAGAAAUAAAAAAAAUGAGUACAAUAAAUUAUUGUUAAAUGUUUUUUGAAUGUGUAGUGUAUCUGUUUAUAUAUCUUAGUAAUUUAUAUGCAAGACUUGAACAAUAAUAAUUAAGAAAAAUUA